AUGCUCCUUCUCAGCAUCCAUGCCUCCUUUGCCGUAGCCUCCGCCGGCGUAUGCGCCCAGCGCGAGUGCCCCGCCCCCAGGGCCAUACGGCGGCCCAUCCAGUGCAAGCGGGGUGCCACAUUCCCAGCAAAACUACCAAGAUGUCAAUCUCGGUGCCUCGGGCCACAGCUCUUCCGCCGAGCCCAGCGCACCGAACCUCGAAAGUAUGGGCGCGCCGCCGCGAUCCCUUUUCAACGAUCUCACGACUGUCUCACGACACCUCGUGAUGAUCACGACGUUUGCGCAGUCAUUGCUCCGCCCUCGGAAGCUCCCGUGCCGAUUGCACAAAUUAUUCCCAACGCAUUUCGCCCGGAGCCGACCCCUACGCCAACGGAGGAAGAAUUGAAGGACGCUCUCAAGUCUCGAAUGGACGAGGCCUGCUGUGCAGGCACCAAGGCGGCACAGGAAAUGAAUUUGCGCAGCCACACCUCCAACGUGUGCUACGUGUACGAAUUCAAGUCCUUCACAGAGAAGCGCAGCACCCGCGAUCGCACCGUUCCCUAUGCCGGCCAGGAUGUAGACGGGCCCGAGCGCGGCCUGGCCCCUCAUCCGUGGGCCAUUGGCGUCAUGACACCUCACCCUUUUGUCGUCUCGGAGGAUCGCAAGCCCGUGCCCCACACCUCGCGUGUGCACGCAUGCAACAACUGCGCCGGUUUGGGAAACAUCAUGUGCACUUUUUGCCAGGGACGUGGCCGCAGCCAGUGCACCUUCUGCAACGGGAUUGGCCGGCGCAGUGAUGGCCAGCCCUGCUCUUCUUGCCACAGUUCCGGCGUACGCGUUUGCCACACUUGCAACGGCAGCGGUCGACGCAUGUGCUCUCGCUGCCGCGGCUCUGGCCGUCUCAUGACCUACCUCGAGCUGAUUGUGACUUGGUCGGUUCAUGAUUCCCAAAAGGUGUUUGAUGAGGAUGCCUUUUGUCUGCCAUUGGAUAAAGUCAUCCAAGGCCAAGGCCGCUGCGUGUAUCAAGAACAAGACGCGCAAGUGAGUCUCAAGAGUGGGACCGUUCAGCGCGUGCACGUCGUCCGCCACCUCCGCUCACGAGGAUGCUUGAACGUGCAGGUCAUGGCACUCGUGGGUAGUCCUUUGCCCAAGAUUGAUGCCGUUGCAUCGAGUCUCGUGCAGCAGCACCGCACCAUCAUUCCCUCCACGGAGCGAGUUUUGCUGCAACGCCAGACCGUGCACGCCAUCCCCAUUACUCACGUGACUGCCCACUGGAACGGCAAGGACUUUCAGUACUGGAUGUACGGUUUGGACGGCAAGGUUCAUGCCCCUGACUACCCACAAUCCUGCUGCUGUGGCUGCACGAUUCUCUAA
Molecule: messenger RNA, 1353 nt
Organism: Monosiga brevicollis MX1
Lineage: Eukaryota; Choanoflagellata; Craspedida; Salpingoecidae
Exons: 5
Coding region: 1-1353 (450 amino acids)
Source: RefSeq, a predicted model, not a curated record